Solanum tuberosum (potato) is the source of this 1600-nucleotide messenger RNA. RefSeq names its product homoserine kinase-like. The record is from RefSeq and is a predicted model, not a curated record. Gene Ontology annotation, biological process: L-threonine metabolic process. The coding region runs from base 149 to 1246 and encodes 365 amino acids. Gene Ontology annotation, molecular function: homoserine kinase activity; ATP binding. NCBI's taxonomy places the organism in Eukaryota, Viridiplantae, Streptophyta, Magnoliopsida, Solanales, Solanaceae. The transcript has 2 exons.
UUGAAGGUAUAAGAAAUGAGUAAAUAAAGUAGAAGGAGAUUGAGUACCUUCCAAAUGUUAGCACCUUAUCUUGUGGGAGAGAAAUUUAAGAGUAUUGAAUUUUUAGCUUUGAUGUUGGCAGUCUGGCAUCAACAAAAUAGUUGUUGCAAUGGCCGUACUAUGUCAGUCUCCCCUGAAUUUGAAGCUCAUCACCUCUUCCUCCUCCUCCUCACGGAAUCGCACUGCCAAUCCCUCCUUCAGAUUAAAUCUCUCCGCUCACUCCCGCAGUGAGCCCUCACCCGUUUUCACCUCUGUCAAGUCCUUUGCUCCAGCCACCGUUGCCAAUCUCGGCCCUGGUUUCGACUUCCUUGGCUGCGCUGUCGACGGCAUCGGCGACUUCGUCACUCUCCGCCUUGACCCCAACGUCCACCCUGGCGAGGUCUCUAUUUCUGACAUAUCCGGCGCUGGAAAGAAGCUCAGAAGAAACCCUCGCUGGAAUUGCGCUGGCAUCGCCGCCAUCUCUGUCAUGAAGAUGCUCAACAUUCGAUCGGUGGGCCUUACUCUCUCCCUUCACAAGGGCUUGCCCUUGGGCAGUGGUCUCGGGUCCAGCGCCGCUAGUGCAGCUGCUGCUGCCGUGGCUGGCAAAAGGCUUUUUGGCCGCCCACUGACCCUGACUGACCUCGUGCUUGCUGGGUUAGAUUCGGAAUCCAAGGUCUCCGGUUAUCAUGCAGACAAUGUGGCACCUGCUAUUAUGGGGGGUUUCGUAUUGAUCCGGAGUUACCAUCCUCUUGAAUUAAUUCAGUUGAACUUCCCUCAUGAAAAGGACCUCUUCUUUGUGCUGGCGAAUCCGGAAUUUGAGGCCCCAACAAAGAAAAUGAGGGAGGCACUGCCGCAAGAGAUAACCAUGUCCCAUCACAUUUGGAACUGUAGUCAGGCAGGUGCAUUGGUGGCGUCCGUGCUGCUGGGAGACGUGUCUGGUUUUGGUAAGGCACUGUCCUCCGAUAAAAUAGUGGAGCCAAGGAGAACACCACUAAUUCCAGGAAUGGAAGGAGUGAAGAAGGCAGCAAUGGAAGCAGGGGCUUUUGGCUGCACCAUUAGCGGAGCUGGGCCCACAGCAGUAGCGGUGACUGACAAUGAGGAGACAGGGAGAGAGAUUGGGCAAAGAAUGGUAGAGGCUUUUCUGGAACAUGGCAAGCUGAAGGCCUUGGCAAUGGUGAAGAAGCUCGACCGUAUUGGUGCCAGGCUUGUCAGUAGCCAACCCAUAUGAUUUCUGCACUAAUUGUCAAGCUGUUUGUUCCCAUAUGCUUAGGGAUUGUGAUCGUCAGAGACUGAUCAUUUCGCUGCUUGAACUGCCAAAUAAUGGAACAACUCCAUAUUGUAUUUGUGCCACCUUCGGCAAAUUGUGACAUUAGCAGGAAAAAGGGGCAUUGCGUGAUGCCUCAAGUGCUGUUUGGUUGUCAUGCAAGCAAGAAGAGUGAAUGCUAUCAACUCAUCUAAAAGUAGAAUCUGCAUUAUCUUAGUAAAAUUAUAUACUAGCAUUCAUUUUGCUUUAAGGCAUCUUUCCUAUCCAUGCAACAUCUGCUAACUUUGAAGAAUCUUAUUGAACUUCCAUUUGCCUCAA